Molecule: messenger RNA, 2972 nt
Organism: Punica granatum (pomegranate)
Lineage: Eukaryota; Viridiplantae; Streptophyta; Magnoliopsida; Myrtales; Lythraceae
Source: RefSeq, a predicted model, not a curated record
CCGAUCGGAUUGAUCUUCUUUCCAUUAAAGGUCAAGUAAAGCGAUAAAACAGUUGCGAAGUGUAUAGGCACUGAUCAGAUAAUCAUUCGGUGCAUGCGGAGUUCGCGGCAUACACGAGAACUCCGCGAGCUUUCUAAGUUUUGGGGGACUCCAAAAGAAAAGAUUAUAAGGCCGACAUGGUUAUCAAACCUUGGGAUAAAUAAUUUAACGGGUCGUGUUUGUUUGACUUGCCAUGACUACAAUAAUAUUUGGGGUGACUAGACUACAGUCAUUAAUAAUGCAAAUUGAUCCACGGCUCAAUGUCUAUAUAAAUAUCAAAGAAUCCUUCAUGGAUUUUUUUCCCUUCUAAGGUAAUAUUUUAGUCCACCGCUAUUUAUUCCUGCACAUUGCUUUGUUUCCUUGAUCCAGAUUUGGGUACACAGAUGCAGAGUUUCGUGCCGGGUUCCGACUUUUAGGGGCGGUUUUUACGCUUUCUCUGCAAAUGGUGAGGUACAGCUUCAGGGACAGGGACAGGGACGAGCUGUCUCAGCGGCUGAUAGAGGCGGCUCUCGGUGGGGACGUCGAGCUUGUCAGCGAGUGCUUGGGAUUGGAGGCGGUGGACGUGAACAACAUUGGGACGGUGAGCUUGAGAGUGAAGUGCAUUGAGAGUGUGCAGAGGGAGGAAGAGGCUGAUGAGCUGGAGAUUGUGUACAGGGACUUCGUGACGGAUGUCACGCCGCUAUUCGGAGCUGCCCACACGGGCCGCAUCGGCAUUGUCCGGAAGCUCCUGUCCGCGGGAGCAGAUGUUAACCAGGAGCUGUUCAGAGGCUUUGCGACCACCGCAGCAGCCCGAGAAGGCCAUUGUGCCCUUCUCGAUAUGCUUCUCAAGGCAGGAGCCUCUAGACCUGCUUGCGAGGAUGCGUUACUGGAAGCUGCUCUUUAUGGCCAGGCAAGGGCCGCUGGGCUUCUGAUCCGCUCAGAGAUGGUGGGGCAUGACGUGGCCCAGCGCGCUCUCAUUUCGGCGUGCUGCAGAGGGUUCGUAGAUGUGGUCUCUGCUCUCGUCGAGAAUGGAGUGGACAAGAACUGUGUGGAUAGAGUCCUUUUGCGGUCGGUUAAGCCUGCCUUGCAUGCUAAUGUCGAUUGCACGCCUUUAGUGGCUGCAAUUGUGAGCCGACAGGUUCCCGUGGUUAAGUACCUGCUAGAGGUAGGCGCAAGAACCGGCCAUAACUUUAGGCUUGGAGCAUGGUCUUGGGACAUCUACUCUGGCGAAGAACUACGAGUCGGGGCAUGCUUGGGCGAGCCGUACAAUGAGGCAUGGUGUGCAGUUGAGUACUAUGAAGUUAGCGGCCAAAUCCUGCGCCUCUUACUUGAUCACAAAAGCUCGUUCCUCUCGACCCACCUCCAAGGGCGAACUCUUCUCUGCCAUGCGAUCCUUUGCCAGAACUGUGAUGCUGUACGAGUGCUCAUGGAAGCUGGCGUUGAUGUGGAAUUCCCAAUAAAGACUAAGAAAGGUCACGAGUCCCGCCCAAUCCACUUGGCGGCCCAGGUGGGUUGCCUAGAUGUACUAAAACAGCUGAUCCUCCAUGGAUGUGAUGUGAACUCGAGGAUGGAGUCAGGCGAGACAGCUUUAAUGGUUGCAACAAAAUUUGAUCAGCCUGAAUGUUUUCUACAAUUGGUGGUUUCUGGCGCCGACCUCGGUCUGGUAAAUAACAACGGGGAUAGCGCAGUUCAACUGGCGAAGAGAAGCUGUUUCAGUUCAUCUCUGCCGAAAUUGAUAAGUACAGCAAUCCUCAGUGGAGAAAAUGUCUUCUCCAGCAGGCUCGAGGUGUUCUCUUCUCUCCAUUUUGCUGCAGCCGUUGGAGACAUAGAAAUUCUGCAGAAAUUAGUCCAAAAUUCGCUGGAAGGUAUAAAUAAGCAGGAUGGGUCAGGUCUGACACCGAUUCUCAUCUCAGCAAAGGCGGGCCAAACGGAAGCGUUCCGUUUUCUUAUCAAAUACGGUGCUGAUAUCAGCAUUAAGAGCCGGGAUGGACAUAAUGUAAUGUCCCUUAUUAAAGAUCACGCCUGUGCGAGUGUGAAGAACCGGUUUGAAGAGAUAUUACUGGAGUCUGUUCUUUCACAGACGCUGAAUGGACACAUGGAGUUCCAAGCUUUACACUUUGCAGCACGGGCUGGAAAUUUAAACGCCAUACUUCAGCUCCUGAAAUUGGGAUAUGGGAUAAAUUCUUUAGAUGAGAAUGGUUCUUCACCUCUGAUGAUUGCAGCAAGGGAAGGCAACGCCGAUGCAUGCAGGCUGUUGCUGCAGAACGGUGCCGAGAGCGUGGAGACAGCCCUCUCUGUGGCCAAAAAGAUCAGCAAAAGUAAGGCCGCAGAGGAUGUGAUUUUCGACCAUAUGGCCCGAGCCCACGUGCUGCUAGGGGAGGAGCUUUGCAAGCACACAAGGGAAGGGAGGGGUAAGCCACACUUGAAGGCUGUUCGGAUGCUUAAGUCAGGCCUGUUGAGUUGGGGAAAGUCAAGCCGGAGAAAUGUGAUCUGCAAGGAGUCAGUGGCCGGAACCAGUACCAACUUUUCAAAGAAUCGGAGGAAUAAGAAUGUUUUAGACACAAAUAAAGGGACUCUUUUUAGGGUGGUGACAGAAACUGGGAGAGAGGUUCACUUCGAGGCGGCCUCACGGGGAAAUACGGCAUUGUGGGUCCGUGGAAUCAAUCUCGUCUCAAAGGAGGCAAAACUUGGUGACUGGUUAUUGAGUUCUUUAGCGGAAAACAAGAUAUAGGACAGAGACAUCUGAACAUGAUACGCAGGACACGAGUCAUACAACGAUACAUAUGGCAGUCUCGGAAAUUCAUUCCUGCAAAAGUUCCCGUUUAUGUCAGGGUGUAUAAUUUUGUGAAAUGGCCGCUCAAAAUAGUACGUUGAUGUGUAAAUUUUUAUAUGUGAGAGUAGCAGCACGUAAAUUGAUUUUCAAGUUCCAUAGAACGCAAAUUUUGAAGGACUAA